AUGCCAGAAAAUCCAACAAAUAAUUUAAGUGAUAGUUUAAAUGAAUUAAAUGGGACCAAAACUGGACAUAUUUUGGUGACGGGAGGCGCCGGUUAUAUUGGAUCAUCACUGGUUCCCUUAUUACUUAAUGAAGGCUAUAAAGUGACAAUCUUUGAUCGGUUCCAAUUCGGAGUGACACCGCUAUUGGCAUACAUUUCAAACCCUAAUCUCGUUCUUAUAAAAAGCGAUAUCAGACUAAAAAACGAAAUUAAAUCGGCUCUCAAAGAUGUCGAUGCGGUCAUUCAUUUGGCAGCUAUUGUCGGAUACCCGGCUUGCGAUAAGUAUCCGGAACUGGCCGUCAAAGUCAAUGAAAUGGGAACCCAGAAUGUAGUGGAAGCACUGGAAUCGCAUCAGAAGAUAAUAUUUGCGUCAACCGGUUCUUGUUAUGGAGCCGUUGAUAGCAUUUGUACUGAAGAAACCAAUAUCUCUCCGCUAACACUCUACGGAAAGACUAAAGCAAAGGCUGAAACACUUGUUCUUAAAACAAAUGGAGUCGUCCUUAGAUUGGCCACACUUUUUGGUGUUUCUUCGCGAAUGCGAUUGGAUUUAUUGGUUAAUGAUUUAACCCAAAGAGCUCUAAAUCAUAAACAGAUUGUUUUAUAUGAGUCUCAAUUUAAGCGCACAUUUCUUCACGUCAGAGACGCCGCCAAAGCUUUUAUAUUUGGUCUUAAAAAUUAUGACAAAAUGUGUGGAAAUGUGUUUAAUGUCGGCGACGACUCUAUGAAUAUGACCAAAGCUGAAGCAGCUCUUCAUAUAUCAGAUUUUGUUCCCCAAUGUGUGAUACAAUUGUCGGAAAUCGGUGAAGACAAAGACAAACGCGAUUAUAUGGUUUCAUAUGAGAAAAUCGCUAAACUUGGCUUCAAAUCUCAAUUAUCAUUAAGGGAUGGCAUUGAAGAGUUGGUCAAAAUAUUACCACAAAUGUCUGUCAAUGAAAUUCAACUCUCAAAAAAUAUUUGA
This is a messenger RNA of Oppia nitens, 996 nucleotides long. Its product is annotated as GDP-D-glycero-alpha-D-manno-heptose dehydrogenase-like. The transcript has a single exon. The coding region runs from base 1 to 996 and encodes 331 amino acids. The record is from RefSeq and is a predicted model, not a curated record. NCBI's taxonomy places the organism in Eukaryota, Metazoa, Arthropoda, Arachnida, Sarcoptiformes, Oppiidae.